Gongylonema pulchrum is the source of this 629-nucleotide messenger RNA. NCBI's taxonomy places the organism in Eukaryota, Metazoa, Nematoda, Chromadorea, Rhabditida, Gongylonematidae. The record is from the annotation of a GenBank genome assembly.
CUGUACGCCUUUCUGGCAACAACAACUGCUAUACUCGCCGUGGAUUUUGAUGUGUUCCCACGCCGUUUUGCAAAAACAUCGAUUUACGGUCGAAGUAUAAUGGAUCUUGGAACAGCCACAUUUGUUUAUUGUUUUGCUGUAGUCGAUGUAUUCCGGGAGUUCCCGGGAAGGAUCAGAAGUCCCAUCGCUCUAGGAUAUAGUUAUUUCCCUAUCAAGCCAUCAUCAGCGUUUGUCCUGAUUCUGUUUGGUGUUAUCAGAACAGUGGCACUUCGUUUGGUACACUAUCCAUAUCAAGCAGUUGUUGAUGUACUGGGCCGCCGAUUUCAUCUAUUAUUAGGCAUUAUCAUUGCAGUAACAUACCAGUAUUUUCUAACUGGUCAAAGAUUGCAGAUGUAUUUGCUAUCAGGUAAAAUAAAAAGAUCAGAUUUUCUGGCGAAAAAUCGUGAAGGCAUCUCCUCGGUGCUUGGUUAUUUGUCAAUUUAUUAUUUCGCUUCGGCCAUUGCCAGCUUCUUAUUCUCAGAAAUUGCUCCUCAUAAUUAUUGCAGUAAUGAAAUACAUCUCAAUAAAGCUGAAAAAAGGUUCAUUUUUGCAUUAAUACUGUAUUCAAACAAACUCUGUGGCUACUAGUU